AUGGAAGACGCGAGCAAUACCGAUCAGUUCCGAUGCUAUGUGGCCACCGAUAUUGUGGGCAUCCUUCUGCUGAUCGCGGGCGCUAUUUUGGCUUUCAUUUUGGCCUGUCGUGAAAUUUACUAUUCAUAUCCAAUGGUGGUUGCCUGUGCCGUGGUUAUUCCACUUGGUCUGCUUGCCUAUAUUGUAGCGAACGCUUGUUAUUGGCCUAAAACCACACCAUCUGCUGGAUCGUGGCUCUUAUCCGCGCUUUGGGCUGCCGUACCUCCGGCACUGACCGCAAUCUUCUACGUCUUUGUUCGACCGGAUCGCGUGUUGUAG
This is a messenger RNA of Echinostoma caproni, 318 nucleotides long. The record is from the annotation of a GenBank genome assembly. NCBI's taxonomy places the organism in Eukaryota, Metazoa, Platyhelminthes, Trematoda, Plagiorchiida, Echinostomatidae.